GACAGAGCGACGACGAUGCGCGACGAGGACCAUCGGGGAGGGAGGAGGAAGCGCGACAGAUAAAGGGAGAAAGAGAGGGAAUAAGAGAAAGAGAGACAGACAGCGGGUCGGCAGUUCUUGAAGCAAUUGGUGGUAGCCGGGAGAUGCGCGUGGACUCGGACGAGUAGCGGCACCGCCAGCACCGCGCACAGAGGAUCCCAGGACCGCACCCGCCCGCAGGCAGCAGGCCGGCGUCGCGAGUACCGCACCUGCAGGUGCAACCUCCGCCAGCUGGACAGCAGCUCCCGUCCGCCAGCGGACUGUCCGCCGAGUCCUAGACGCCGAACACGCCCUUCGCAGCCGCACCGUCACCUACCGCGGCCCGCGUCACUGCAGCUGCGCGACGCCAUGGCGGCCGAGGGCAUCCUGGUGUACUGGCGCUCCCUGGUGGUCAUCCUCACGCCCCUGAUCCUCCUGCCGCUGCCCCUCGUGUACCCGGGCAGCACGGAGGCGCGCGCGGCGUACGGCGUGCUGCUGCUGGCCGUGUUCUGGGUCACGGAGGUCGUGCCGCUGCCCGUCACCUCGCUGCUGCCCGUCGUGCUCUUCCCCGUCCUGGGCGUGCUCUCCACCGAGCAGGUGUGCGUCACCUACCUCAAGGAGACCAACAUGAUGUUCAUCGGCGGCCUGAUCGUGGCCAUCGCCGUGGAGCACUGCAACCUGCACAAGCGCAUCGCGCUGCGGGUCAUGAUGCUGAUCGGGGCCAGCCCCCGGCGCCUCAUGCUCGGCUUCAUGAUCCCCACCAUGUUCCUGUCCAUGUGGAUCUCCAACACGGCCACCACCGCCAUGAUGGUGCCCAUCGUGUCCGCCGUGCUGGACGAGCUGAAAGCGCAAGAAGUGGACAAUUCCCGCCGGCCGUCCGUCCUGAGCGGGGCGACCAGCAGGCACGACAGCGGGACCUUCGAUCAGGAGACGAGACGCAAGUCCCUGGCCCGGGUGGAGAUGGAGGCGCCGCUGCCGCGGGCCGCCAGGACCAACGGCGGCGCGCUCCCAGUUGGAACUCCCGCGCCGCGUGUCCAGGACGCCGAUGACGCCGAUGACGGGGAAAAGACCAAGCUUCCACGGCCCAACCAGGAGUCGGUGGCCUACUACUUGGGCGUAGCGUACGCGGCCAACAUCGGCGGCACGGGGACUCUCACCGGCACUGCCACCAACCUCACCUUCAAGGGGCUGUACGAGAGCUUGUUCCCGAGCCUCCAUGGACUGAACUUCGCAAACUGGAUGCUGUUCAACGUACCCCUAAUGUUGAUCAACGCCAUCGUCGCCUGGCUGUGGCUGCAGGUGCUCUUCAUGGGGUUGUUCAGGAAAUCAAGUGGCAUACAGAAGCAGACCAAGGAGCAGCUGAAGGCCGUGGAAGAGGUGAUCGCGACCAAGUACCGCGAGCUCGGCGUCAUGACCUUCCACGAGGGCUCCGUGAUGUUCCUCUUCCUCUCCGUCGUGGUCCUCUGGUUCUUCCGCGCGCCCGAGUUCAUCCCCGGCUGGGCAGAAUACGUCUCCGAUGUGAAAAUUAAGGACGCGACACCCGCCGUGCUCAUCGUGUUCCUGCUGUUUGUCCUUCCGGCCAACCUCGACUUUCUCAGGAGAGACGGUCCCCGCAAGGCGUCGCCGGCGCUCCUCAACUGGAAGAUCAUCCACGAGAAGCUGCCCUGGGGCCUGGUGCUGCUGAUCGGCGGCGGCUUCGCGAUGGCGGCCGCCUCCCGGGAGUCGGGCCUGUCCAAGCUCAUCGGCGCGCAGCUCGUCACGCUGCAGGACUCGAUGGGCUCCACCGCCAUCCUGGUCAUCAUGUGCACGGCCACCACCUUCCUCACCGAGGUGUCCUCCAACACGGCCAUCGCCAACAUCGUGCUGCCCGUCCUGGCCGAGAUGGCGUCCGCCAUGCGCGUGCACCCGCUCUUCUUCAUGAUGCCGGCGACGCUGUGCUGCUCGUACGCCUUCAUGCUGCCCGUGGCCACGCCGCCCAACGCCAUCGUCAUGGCCGCCUCCAACAUGCGGCCGGGAGACAUGAUCAAGGCCGGACUCGGGAUGAACUUCCUGUGCCUCAUCACGCUCUUCAUCAUGUUCCCCACGCUCGCCUCGUGGCUCUACGGCCUGGACGUGUUCCCCCCGGAGGCGGCGCACAUCGGCACGCAGAGUAGGCUCUGAGGGAGAUAGGGGUGGGUAUGGGUGUCGGCGUCGGCGUCGGCUCCAGGGGAAGAUGGGGUGGGGGUGGGGGGGAAUCCUUGUAUACUCUAGUCUUGUCCGUCAUAUGAGCAUGCGCAAAUGCAAAGUGUGGGGCGGAAUAUGCUCUCUAAUGUGGUAAGAGAGUCGAUGUAAAUUUAUGAGGUGAUGAGGGGGUUCGGUGGGGCGAGCAUCUGCGUUUAAAAUUCACUUCUACGUGUAUUGAGUUCCUAGUUUCAGUAAUUACUGGAAUUUUAUGGAUUGAAGCACGUGAAUAAACCAAAGAACAGAGAGUAAUUUAAGUUAGAAAUAAUUUAUUAUUCUCUAUAAAAAAUACCAAUAGGCUUAUAUUUAACAUGGCGGGGAGUCAUCCAAGUAUACGAUACGUACAUCACAGUAAAAAUUGGUGUACAUUAAACACUUCUUAAGCAA
Messenger RNA from Frankliniella occidentalis (western flower thrips), 2625 nucleotides. It is a transcript of the gene Indy, whose product is annotated as protein I'm not dead yet. The record is from RefSeq and is a predicted model, not a curated record. Gene Ontology annotation, molecular function: succinate transmembrane transporter activity; citrate transmembrane transporter activity. The coding region runs from base 388 to 2178 and encodes 596 amino acids. The transcript is spliced from 10 exons. Lineage: Eukaryota; Metazoa; Arthropoda; Insecta; Thysanoptera; Thripidae. Gene Ontology annotation, cellular component: membrane. Gene Ontology annotation, biological process: citrate transport; monoatomic anion transmembrane transport.